UCGAAAAUUCAUAAGCAUCAUCACUUGUUCACCCCAUCUUCUUCACUCCUUAUCCUCCUCUAUCCUAUUUCUUAUCCUCCAUUCCAUUCCAUUCCAUUCCCUUUCUCUCCAAUUCAAUUCAAUUCCAAUGGCUUCUUCAGUCCUCUCCACAGUCGUUGUCUCCCUCCGCUCCACCACUUCUUACCCUACACCCUCUUCUUAUCCUUCACCCAACCCCCUCACUCUCUCUUUCCCCAAACAAACCCCCUUCUCUCUCCGCACUCACCGCGCCACUCAUCUCCGCCCUCUCGCCGCCGUCGACGCCCCCGAAAAAGUCGUCGACCUCGGCGACCAGAUCUCCAAUCUCACUCUCUCCGACGCUCAGAAGCUCGUCGAGUAUCUCCAGGACAAGCUAGGUGUGUCUGCUGCCUCGUUCGCCGCCGUCCCUGCUGCCGCUGCUCCUGGCGCCGUUGCUGAUGCUCCGGCGGCCGUUGAGGAGAAGACGGAGUUUGACGUGAUGAUUGAUGAGGUGCCGAGUAAUGCUAGGAUUGCCACGAUUAAGGCGGUUAGGGCGAUUACUAGCUUGGCGUUGAAAGAGGCGAAGGAGUUGAUUGAGGGAUUGCCAAAGAAAUUUAAGGAAGGCGUGUCGAAGGAGGAGGCCGAGGAGGCUAAGAAGCAGCUGGAAGAAGCUGGAGCCAAAUGUUCGAUUGCUUAGUUGGCAAUUGGCAAUGUAAUGUUGUUGGUAUAAAUUUUAUGUUCAUUUUGUGUUUUGAGGUAAAUGAAUUGAAUUAAAUCGAAAUGUGUUGUUUAGUUGCAGCUCUUAGCUCCAGUUGUUAAUGAUAAUUGCGAAAUUUAAGUUA
Messenger RNA from Daucus carota subsp. sativus, 839 nucleotides. RefSeq names its product large ribosomal subunit protein bL12c. Bases 128 to 694 code for a protein of 188 amino acids. NCBI's taxonomy places the organism in Eukaryota, Viridiplantae, Streptophyta, Magnoliopsida, Apiales, Apiaceae. Gene Ontology annotation, molecular function: structural constituent of ribosome; mRNA binding. The record is from RefSeq and is a predicted model, not a curated record. Gene Ontology annotation, biological process: translation. The transcript has a single exon. Gene Ontology annotation, cellular component: ribosome; chloroplast.